AUGCCCGAAACCGAAAAAGCCUCUUCAAUCCCGGAUUCUGAACAACCCUCGAUGCGCCUCGCAGAAAUCCUCUCCGAUCUCGUGUCCCUCCGCGUCUGCGACCCCGCUGCCGCUUUGGCACUUGUUUCUGCACGCCCUGGUGAUGUGCAACACUCUACAACCACGACUGCAAGCACGAACGGAGACGCGAAGGAAAAGAACGAUGACGACGAUGUAGACAUUAAGCGCGCAAAGGAGUUAGAAGAGCGCAUUGGGCGGGAAAAAAAGGUCCUAUGCGAGAGGGGAAAGCGGAGGAGAAGGAUUUUGGAGAUACGAAAGCACGUUAUGAUUAUGGCGGCUGUAUAUGGGCAGAUGUUUGGAGGCAUGACAUGCUGGCUGAACGAAGACAAGCUAGCAGCUGCAACUUAA
Molecule: messenger RNA, 408 nt
Organism: Plenodomus lingam JN3
Lineage: Eukaryota; Fungi; Ascomycota; Dothideomycetes; Pleosporales; Leptosphaeriaceae
Source: RefSeq, a predicted model, not a curated record